This is a messenger RNA of Pogona vitticeps (central bearded dragon), 1400 nucleotides long. It is a transcript of the gene LRRC69, whose product is annotated as leucine rich repeat containing 69. The record is from RefSeq and is a predicted model, not a curated record. Gene Ontology annotation, cellular component: cytoplasm. Gene Ontology annotation, molecular function: protein binding. Lineage: Eukaryota; Metazoa; Chordata; Lepidosauria; Squamata; Agamidae.
CUCGUUGCUAUGGGCGCCGUAGUUAGGCAGCGCUCCUGGCCGGGGGACGGAAGGGGGAAAUGGCGGAGCGGCUGCUGCUCCGGGCGCUGCGGGCCGGACCCGCGACUCGCUCGCUCGCCUUGACGGCGCGAGGGCUCCGCCACUUGCCCCGGAGUUUGGGGAAUAUGAAGGCUCUGGAGGGACUGAGCCUGCGGAAUAACCACCUGCGCCGGCUGCCCCAAGAGAUGGAAGCUCUCAGCCGGCUAAAGGUUCUAAAUUUGGGAAAUAAUGACUUCGAGGAAGUUCCAGAGCAGCUGAAAUACCUGGUAUCUCUGCAGAAGCUUCAUUUGUUUGGAAAUAAGAUCACCAGAAUAUCACCAUUAAUUUUUGAUGGCUUGCAGAAUUUAGUUCUCCUCAAUCUGAACAACAAUCAGCUCAGUCAUCUUCCUCCUGAGAUUCAUAGACUUGAAAAUCUUGAAUGUGUGAGUUUGGACAACAACAAAUUGAAAAAUAUUCCCAAAGAACUCUGCUUUCUCCAAAAGCUGUGUGAACUCCGCUUGUCCCACAAUUCCAUCUUAGCACUCCCCGAAGAAAUAAAAUACCUGACAAAACUCAAGAUCCUGAUUUUGUCAAGAAAUAAAAUAGAAGAGCUCCCUGAUGGACUUUGUAAACUGAAACGGCUUAAAGUUCUGGAUGUAGCAGGAAACAACAUUCAGAUCUUUCCCACAAGAAUGGAGGAACUUGAACUUGAGGAACUUUAUUGUGAAGAUAAUCCGUUGCUUGAGAGGAUUCCAGUUAGUGCUGUGCAAGAGGAAGACAUUUUGACUCUGAAGGAGCUAACAGCAAGAUUUAUUUUCACUCAACUGGAAGACGAAAACAUUUAUUUACACAGAGCACUAAAGAAGAACUCACAAGCUCAGAAUAUUCUUUCCCAUAAACACAAAUGCGCUCAGUGUGGCUGUGCCUUUCUUGGUAUGUGGUUAGAAUGUGUACAUUUUGUGGAUGUAAAACAGCGAAUGAAGACUAGCAGAAACUUGGAUCUCUUACCUAUCAGGGCACUUCUGUGUUCGUACAAAUGUUUUAAUCAUCGUGGCCAUGGCCUCUUUGGAAUUGCUGUACCCUAGACCAAACAAUGAAUUGCAAGUCUUGACUAGAUUGUAACUAUUGUGGCAUUCUUGAGAACUUACACUGAACUUAACAUUUGGUGCUACAUCAAUAUGCAGUUUAAAAUUCAUGGUUAUGUUGGAGCAGUGGUUUCAAAGAAGUGAUCUAGUGGUGGGCAGGAAUUAUUCCCUACAGCUGUGCAGGGCUAGUGGUUUGUUUUGGCAGCCCUGACUCUGCUUCUGAAAACGAUGACUCGAGUAAUGGCAUUGUUUAACAGUGAGGUAAAGUUUUAUAAUGUAAACUCUUAAUUAACCUGG